UGCGGAUGGAAACGAAAAAAGAGACGCCCCGUUUCGCUGGGUAUACCACGUCCUUUCUCCGUGUGUCUUUUUUUGCCCUCUCUGCUGGCAUAGACACUGCACAGAUAUACAUGUAUACCUUGUUGUUUUGUCUAUUAGUACAGUAUAUAAAUGCCCGGCUCGGAUGGAAUCAGCCUGGUCAUUCGCUAAGUCAGCGUCAAGUUGAGCAGUCAGUCGAAAGCCGAUUCUGUUUCUAUUGAAGACAAAUUCGAAUCAAAGUUGAGUGCAAUUUGCUAAAUCGACGCUAUGAUGAAAUGCCGCCUGAAUCUUUGACGGACUUGCCAGCCAACCGUUCCACACGACAUCAGUUACGACUAGUGCCCAGUUAUUACCCAGUUAAUUACUCAGUGCAAACUCAUCCAAAGUGAAAUUCCGAAAUUUCAUUUGAAAUUUGAUCGAAUUCAAAUUGAAUUUUUUAAAAUAAAAUGAAAUCGACUGUUUUCUUCAUCAUCGUGUCCAUGUGCAUCGGGCCGUCUCUCUGCGCCUGGGGUAGACCCAGAGCGUCAAAGUCCAGCACGACCACCACCACCACGACCAGUCCUCUUCCGCCCAGCAGCAACAGCAGCCGGAUGGGCCUGGAACGUCGGGUAGGUAAACCCGACGAAGAAAAGGACUACGAGGACGGCGGAUCCCUGGAACUGGACGGAAUCGAGUCGACCGUCAUCAACGGGACGGACCAGGAGGAGCGAUUCUUCAACAAAUUUCCGCUCCACGUCUUCAUGAAGAAGAAGCGGCCGUUCGUGAGCUUCUCGACUGUUACGCAAACGUCGACCAUCACGGCCCUGAUCACGUCGUCGACGGUAGGACUCUGCGCCAAACUGGUCAACGUCACUGGUGCCUGUCGACUGCGCCGGGGCAUGUGGGUCGAUGACCCCAUCGUCCUGAGCUUCGACGACGACAUGGACUCGAUCGACGAGGCCCUUUCGCCCAGCAAAACUUUAAGCAUCGAAACGACUUCCGUGCCGGAAGCGAUGGUCGCCCAAGGGCGGAGUAGUAGCGACGAGGUGAUACAAAAUGGAGCGCGGGACCGGAGGAUUUCGGUCCGGUCGGGAUCGGUGAUCCACUCGUCCAAGGAGGAGGUGGGAGGAGAGUCGAGAGAUGACGACGUCCAGGAGAGUCGGUUCGGCUUUUUCGGUUUAAAGAAGAAAAUCAAAAACAAAAUGAAAUUCAUCACCGUCAUCACGACGACGCUGGUGACGUCGACCAGCACGUCGACCUAUUACGUCACCAUCAGCACCAAGACCUUUUACAUUCAACUGUGCACGCCGUCACCUUUCCCCUUCAACAUCUGCCAGGGCCGGAAGAAACGGCAGCUCGAAAUCGAGCAGCAAAAUUCCCAGUAAAAAAUCAAA
Messenger RNA from Daphnia pulicaria, 1391 nucleotides. RefSeq lists its product as uncharacterized. The record is from RefSeq and is a predicted model, not a curated record. NCBI's taxonomy places the organism in Eukaryota, Metazoa, Arthropoda, Branchiopoda, Diplostraca, Daphniidae. Bases 465 to 1382 code for a protein of 305 amino acids. The transcript has 2 exons.